Messenger RNA from Durusdinium trenchii, 2736 nucleotides. The record is from the annotation of a GenBank genome assembly. Lineage: Eukaryota; Dinophyceae; Suessiales; Symbiodiniaceae.
AUGGCGAGAGAUUUUGGAACGCUGAGACUUUAUGGAUUCGUAUUGGUGGCAAGCCUUUUGGGUCAUCGGAUGGUGACAUGGAUAGCUCCAAGAGGAGGUCCACGAGCCCGAAGAGAAUGCUCUUCCCUGGGUCGCCAGGCUUCUGAGGAGAGUCCUGAGGAGCGAAAUCUCUGGCGUGAAGCUCCCCAACGUGCGCUGGCUGAUGCCUUAGCGCGGGCAGAUGCGAAAUGGCUUAUGCUGCAAGAUGAGGCGGAUGCCACCGAGACUGACAGCGCUGCAGACGAGCGAUCGUGGAGAGCAGCUGCUGUAAUGGCUGAGAGUGCGCUAGACAGGCUACGGCCCUACACAGUUCCUGCCAAGUAUGUAGACAUCCCACCACUACGAGGUUCCGAGGAGGCGCUCCUCGAUUUCCUUGGCGAUGACGCCCGGCUGGUUUUCAACUUCCUGUCGCAGGUAGAGCGACUCUCUCCUGCAGGUCAGGCCUUCUGGCAGGCUGAGUUGUACCUCCGCCAACUCGACGAGAUUGCUGGCGAGACAGAGGUAAGACAAGCAGCGGAAGAGGCAAAAGAGAGAGUUGAGGCAGAACCAGAGGCUUUGCAAUUGGCCCUUCGAGGAAGUGUGUUGCUGGCUCGACAAAACUUCAUUUCGGCUGCUCGCUUUGGUUACUUUUUGCAACGAAGUUUGCAACGCUGGGGUGCCAAAGGAUGGACUAUGGAAUACAUGUUUUUGCAUGAUAGGCAACCAAAGAAUCUCAACGUGCUCUUCAGUAUCAUGCCACGGAUCUCUUUGGGAGUGAGGCCGCAGCUUUUGGAGCUGCGCUCUUUGAUGCGGAGUGUGCUGCCGCCAGACGGUACAGGUCAUUGCGUCCGGUUUUGUGCCCGGCAUGAGCUGGGCGGGUGCUUCAUGGAGGCAAAAGCGCCAGAUCCAGAGGGUUCUGCAGUGGCGGAGCCCCUUGAGCCACCGCUCCAGCGGGGAGAGGCCGUGAUCUUUGGUGAUGGCCGCCAGGGCGUGGUCACUCGGGCCUAUUUUCUAGAGGACAAAUAUGCCGUCCGUGCAGAUGGAGCCCACCGGGAGGUCAAGGGGCCGAACAACAGCUUUUUCUACUUUCGACGCCGAGACCUCCAGCGAGUUGUCCCCAUCAAUGGUGACAUCGACCCGAUGGAGUCGUCAGUGCCAAGCAACGGCGAGCCUCCGGAGAAGAAACCGCGAUUGGAUGCUGAGCCCCAGGAAGGACUUCAAGUUCCAGCAGGUCCACCACGCUUUGAGGGUCGCGUCAAAUGGUUCAGCAAAGAAAAGGGCUUUGGGAAAAUCCUGUCUUUGCAUCCUAAUGCGCAGGCAGAAGAGGUUUUCGUCCACAAGAGCCGCUUUGAUGGCGGGCCAGACGGACCUCACGCUCAGGCUGUGGCGGAGGGCUCGAUGGUCACCUUUGAGAUCAUCACCUCACAGGUGGAUGGAAAGCCCACAGCCUGUCACGUUCAGGUUGCUGGAGUGCGCUCCGGAAGUGGGUUGCCUGAAAAAUGGCCAGCCAGUCAGAAGGAGGCCCUGAUCCGAAAGUUGCUGAUCAAUGGAAUGCAGAUCGGCAGCUUCCAGGAGAAAGGAGUGGGCAAAGCACAGAUGGAGGACCGAAUGAUUGUUCGGGCUGGAAUCCCGGUCGAUUCGGUAGGCGCAAGCUGCAAGAAACCCAUCGUCUCACUCUUUGGCGUUUUCGACGGCCAUUCAGGGGCCUCAUGCAGCGACUUCGUUGCCACGAAUUUGGACCGCAUUGUCUUUGAGUGCAUCAGACACCAGACGAAAAGAGAGGUCAGCAGCGACAUGGCAAUACGGUCAGCUUUGCAAGCUGCAUUCCGCACAACCGAGCACAAUUUUUUCCAGUAUGCCAACAGGUUGGAGGCAGGUCCAGCGGCUGCAUGGGCCAACGCAGGAAGCACAGCCAGCACCUGCACAUUUUAUGGUCCAGACGAGGACGGUCGUUUGCGAUUAGCCGUGGCCAAUGCGGGAGACAGCCGCGCAGUCCUGGGACGAAAGGACUGCAGAGCCGUUCGAUUGUCAGAAGAUCAUACGCCAGACGUUCCAGGAGAGCGGAAACGAAUUGAAGCUGAGGGCGCCGCAGUUGUCCAAGCGAGUGGAAUUUGGCGCAUUGUCCUGCCGAGCAAGAAGGGCACAGGCCUAGCUGGCCUUUCUGUUUCACGUGGCUUUGGCGACAUUGAGUACAAAACUGGCGCAAAUGUCGUGAGUGCUGUGCCGGACAUUUUCAUUUCCACUUUGGAUCUCCGAGAGGAUUGCUUUGUGGUGAUCGCCAGCGAUGGGGUGUGGGGUCCGGUCACUGAUGGUGAGGCAGUUCGCAUCGUCGCCAGCGUCCUCCGAGAGGGUGGCGAGGAUCCAGCUGCAAACGCGGCGCGGCAGCUGUUGGAAGUGGCACAUCACCGUGAUGGCCAUGACGACAAGACGGUUCUGGUGAUUUGGUUCGGAGACUUGCCACUUCCACCACCUGUCGACAAAGUCUCUGCUUACCCAGCAGCGCGAGGCCGACCAGCCCCUGUUGCCCCCGGUUCAGACGACAUGUUCGCUGCAAGGGCUGGUGAGAGUGGAGACUUGGACAACCUUUUUGCCUCAUAUGCUAGGGAGAUUGGCAGCAAAGCGAGGUGAGCGAGGUGAUGACUUUCCAAGUCUGCCUAGCCAGCAAACCUCAGCGAAGUCACUUGCUGGGGCGAAUGCAUAGCAUUGAACGGCGGGCAA